This is a messenger RNA of Coffea eugenioides, 623 nucleotides long. Its product is annotated as protein RALF-like 32. Lineage: Eukaryota; Viridiplantae; Streptophyta; Magnoliopsida; Gentianales; Rubiaceae. Bases 98 to 445 code for a protein of 115 amino acids. The record is from RefSeq and is a predicted model, not a curated record. The transcript has a single exon.
CCCUCUGCCAGUAGUGUGCAAUCCACUAUCACUAGUAAAGUAGAGCACACUAUAUAGUGCUUGAUGAUGAAAAACAAAGAUUAUAUCCACAGGGGAAAUGGAAUCAGUUUCAAGAAAGCUUCUUUCCAGUCUCUUCUUUUUACUCCAAGCCCUCCUGUUUUUCAUCAUUGCUGUUUCCAGUGUCGAUGAUGCACACUCAACAUGUAAUGGUUCAAUAGCAGAGUGUAAUCAAGACUUUGAAACCCUGAUGGAUUCGGAGAUAAGCAGAAGGUUUCUGGCAGAAAAGAGGUAUAUCUCUAAUGGGGCUUUAAGGAGGGAUGAGCCAGCCUGCAAUAGUGGUGGUAGGGGUGAACCAUAUUCUUCAAGUGAAGGAUGUCUUCCUCCUGAAUCUAACCGUUAUAAUCGAGGUUGUUCUGCAUAUUAUAAGUGCCGCCAAAAUGCCUAGAGUACAGUAGACACAUGAUUCUGGAGAUAAAAGAUUAUCAUAUUCUGCUUUUGCUAUGUACAAAUGGGGCUUUGUGCAACUCUUUGUACAAAAUAUUGAUCGCCAAGAACUCCUAAAACAUUCCAUGUACUUUUUCCCAGAAACAGGAGCAAAUCAAAGUUUCCUAUUGUUUCUCCAA